GAGGGGGUUAGUAAGGCGGCGGACAGUCGAGCGGAACGGUCGCCGACGUCAACCUUAUCACUUCACUGCCAUCUUUGCCGAGAUUCAGUUCGCCAGCGUCCGCCGCUCGAGGAGCAUCUGAGAAAUUUUAAAAAGAUGAGCUGUCCCUACGCUGGAAGCGGAAACGAUCACGACGAUGCUGCAGUUCCCCUGUCCACGGAAGUGGGCAAAAUCUACGGGGAGUAUCUGAUGCUGGACAAGCUGCUGGACGCCCAGUGCAUGCUCUCCAAAGAGGAUAAGCGACCGGUUCACGACGAGCACCUCUUCAUAAUAACACACCAGGCCUACGAACUUUGGUUCAAACAGAUUAUUUUCGAGUUUGACUCCAUCAGGGACAUGUUAGACGCAGAGGUGAUUGACGAGACAAAGACCCUGGAGAUUGUCAAAAGACUGAAUCGGGUGGUUCUCAUUUUAAAGCUCCUUGUGGACCAAGUGCCCAUACUGGAGACCAUGACUCCUCUGGAUUUCAUGGACUUCCGUAAGUACUUGGCUCCCGCCUCUGGCUUUCAGUCUCUGCAGUUUCGUUUAAUCGAGAACAAGCUCGGAGUCCUUACGGAACAGAGGGUCCGAUACAAUCAGAAGUACUCGGACGUCUUUGGCGGUGACGAGGAGGCUCUGACCGCCAUUAGGAGCUCCGAGCAGGAGCCAUCACUCUUGGAGCUGGUCCAGCGUUGGCUGGAACGCACUCCCGGAUUGGAGGAGAGUGGCUUCAACUUCUGGGAAAAGUUCCAGCAGAGCGUGGACAAGUUUCUGGAGGCCCAAGUCCACAGUGCCAUGGAGGAACCAGUGGAGCGGGCCAAAAACUAUCGAUUGAUGGACAUUGAGAAGCGCCAGGAGGUCUACCGCUCUAUCUUCGACCCGGCGGUCCACGAAGCUCUAGUGCGGCGGGGGGAUCGCCGAUUCAGUCACCGGGCUCUUCAGGGCGCCAUCAUGAUAACGUUCUACCGGGACGAGCCGAGGUUCAGCCAGCCCCACCAGUUGCUCACACUGCUCAUGGAUAUUGAUUCCUUGAUUACCAAGUGGAGAUACAAUCACGUGAUUAUGGUCCAACGCAUGAUUGGUUCCCAGCAACUUGGCACUGGCGGCUCAUCCGGCUAUCAAUAUCUUCGCUCCACUCUCAGUGAUCGGUAUAAGGUGUUUCUGGAUUUGUUUAAUCUGUCCACAUUUUUGAUUCCCCGCGAGGCUAUUCCGCCACUGGACGAGUCCAUUCGAAAGAAACUAAUUAACAAGAGUGUUUGACGGGGACUGUAGGGGAUAAAAUAUGGAAACCGUCCUGAAGUUCCAAUCCCUGUCCCAGAUUAUUACUGUUUUUUUUUUUUUUGUUAAUUCUGUCAGAAAAGAAAUAUAUAUCACACACAUUA
This is a messenger RNA of Drosophila bipectinata, 1400 nucleotides long. RefSeq names its product Tryptophan 2,3-dioxygenase vermilion (gene v). Lineage: Eukaryota; Metazoa; Arthropoda; Insecta; Diptera; Drosophilidae. The record is from RefSeq and is a predicted model, not a curated record. Gene Ontology annotation, molecular function: L-tryptophan 2,3-dioxygenase activity; heme binding; metal ion binding.